CUGUACUCUCACUAAGUGCUCAGACACACUCACACACACACAUUGGCGAAUAAGAUACGAAGAAGACGUCGACGAACUCGUUUCAAUUGAGUCUCAAACCGAAACUGUGAAACACAAUUCAUUCCUCUGGAGAACGCGCAACCGAAAACAUUUUCCACCUCGCCUCGCAUAUAAUUCGAUUUCUAAUUGUAAGAGUGCCCGAGACCGAGCCCGAGGCCCUACCCAAAAAUGGAGCAGUGGAAUAAUGUCGAGCUGACGAAUAUGUCAAAAAAGUCAUAUACCCUGAAUCAUGAAUACGAUGCUGCCGCUAAGUUGAACAAGGAGAACACGAAGCCAUCCGCGAAUGGUAAUGGAACGAGUUCGGAGCAGCAGCCACCAGCAGCAGCAACAUCAGAGGCUGUGCCAGAUAGCAGCAGUGAUCUGCUCCAGCCAGGAUCGGAUGUGAAGCCGAAAGUGGAGCCCGACGAUGUGGAGAGCUUGCUGCGACGCCUCUACGGGAUUACGAUAAGCGAGGUCAAGGAAAUCGUCGCCUACGACGAUCGCAACUUCUUCAUCAAGGAGGAUAGCAUAUUUGCAGCUUUAUCUGGGGUCACAGUAUAAAAUAUUCAAUACAGUUGCGGUCAGAAUAAUAGCUUUGAUAGAAGACUAUAUAAUAUAUCGAAUUUCAAGAUAUCUUCAAUAUUAUAUGUGCAUACCGAGAAUAUAUUUUAGAGGUUGAUGUCGUAUUUAACAUAAAAAUCAAUCCCAAAGUUGAUUACUUUUUAGAAACCCAAAUUUACCCAACGGUCCCAACAAAUA
Molecule: messenger RNA, 798 nt
Organism: Drosophila serrata
Lineage: Eukaryota; Metazoa; Arthropoda; Insecta; Diptera; Drosophilidae
Product: hydroxylysine kinase
Molecular function (GO): amino acid kinase activity
Source: RefSeq, a predicted model, not a curated record